ACAAGGACUGGAUGUGGAGAACAGGUUUCGUAGAUAUCGCCAGCCCCCCAGGUUUCUGGAGGACUGCAUUUGAGCAUGUUGCAUCGGAGCUUGUUGAUGAGAGCCUGGCGAGUCGCCGCGUCACUAUCUUGCGGAAAGAUAUGUUGCUCCCCAGAUGUGGAGGGGAGGAGGAUGGUGUGCAGAGCACAGGAUGGUUUCUUCAUGGUGUAUAGACAAUGAGGUGUGUUGGAGAAGUCUUCCGAGGCUUGCUACGCGGGAUGUUAGGUCCUCAAAAUAUUUUCAGCUGGAGUGGAUCCUCCAUCGGAGAGUGGCGAGCUGGAUCAUUGCCCUUACGCGAUGCUAUUUCUUUUCAUUGGACGCUUGGACGGAGUUCGUCCCUGACGGAUCGAUCCAUGAUCAUCGUGGUGCUUUCCGUAUUUUGAAAUUUUGAAAAUACCAUCCUAUACUCACCGUAAAGCUGGCUUUUCUCCGGUAUUUCUGUGGCAUUCAUGAUGGAGAUCCAGUCUCUGUUGGCUUUUGGCUGAACCAGACUUUCUUUCUUUGCCCCAAGUCAGCAGCAGCCAGCCAUCAUGCAGCGAUUAUCACGCCCUCUUCAUACGGCCUCCAAACUGUUCAGACACAACCCCCGAUCCACCUCUUCAAUCCACUCAAUUCCCAACAUCCCCGUCUCCGGCCCGACCCUCGCCUCUGAAUUCUCCCACCUAGACACCGUCAACCGCACCCUCCAAAAUGAAGGUAUUCUGCACAUGCAACUCGCCUUUCCCGACGACGAGAGUAGAUAUAUUCAAAACCUCCUCUUAAAUCUCCACAAUAGCCACGCCCACGGCCUCCCACUCACCCAUUCCGCCAACCGCGGCUGGAUGUGGGAUAUCCGUCCCUCCGCGGACUCCUUCCAGAGUAAUAACCAUCAAGCGCGCUCGGAGACAACGGAAGAGUUUCCCUGGCAUACAGAUUGCAGCUAUGAAGCCGAGCCGCCAAGAUUCUUCGCAUUGCAGGUUCUCCAACCAGAUCAGUGUGGUGGAGGCACUUUGUCCGUGCUGAAUGUUGAUCAACUGUUGACGCUGCUGUCCCCGUUUGCGAGGAAGUGGCUGUUUACGCCGAACUAUCGCAUCACUGUUCCACCAGAAUUUAUCAAGUCGCAAGGUGAGACGGAGAUCGUGGGCAAUCUGCUCACGAUUAACCCCAACAGCAAUGCGACGCAACUCCGGUUUCGGGAGGAUAUUGUCACGCCGCUGUGUGAGGAGGCGGCCAAGGCGUUGGCGGAGCUGAAGAGCGUCCUGCUGGGACCUGCGGCGAAAGAGCGGAUUCUGAAUCUCACGCCAGAGAUGUUGCCGCGAGGAUCGAUUAUCCUCAUGGACAAUGGGCGGUGGUUGCACGCGAGAAAUGAGGUUAAGGAUCCCAAUCGACAUUUGCGACGGGUACGCUGGGAUGCACAAAAAUUUUGUACUCAGCCGCAGGUGUGA
Molecule: messenger RNA, 1463 nt
Organism: Aspergillus pseudonomiae
Lineage: Eukaryota; Fungi; Ascomycota; Eurotiomycetes; Eurotiales; Aspergillaceae
Exons: 2
Coding region: 570-1463 (297 amino acids)
Molecular function (GO): oxidoreductase activity
Source: RefSeq, a predicted model, not a curated record